CGCUAGAUGGAAGAGAGAUUAUUCUCUCUGUGUCCACAGUUUUAUCCGGAGCAGCAGUAAGAACACAAAUUAUACCAGAAGCUGUGUAUAACUAUUAACUAUACUCCAUAUAUUAGCCGCAGGCAGAUAUGGCGGUCUUAUUCUCUCUUUCAUCAUCAGCGGAAGCCAUUUCUAGCCCUAAUUUCAUUCACAGGUUGUCAGAGACGCCGUCGUCUUCCCCAUUGAAACCGAUCAGAACUGUUUGUUUCUGCGACAGCGCGAAGCUAAAGCUGAGCUUGAGUGCCGCCUGCACCACCGCCACCCACUCGCCGCGGUCUAGAACCAGGGCAGUUUCUCGCGGAGAUCUGUCCGGCGGAGAAGAGCUCGGAGAAGGGAGGGUUUCUCACGUCCAGACGAAUGGGGUUGGACUAGUCUCGGAAGGAGCUCUUUCGCUUUCGCAGGGUGAUUCUGAUGGGAAACAAACAAGGCAAAUUAAUAUUAACGAAAUGCCUAAGGUGGUGAUGCCCCUUCAAGUCUCACUUGGAGGCACAACUGGUGGAGGAGGUGCACGUGCCGGACUUUUUAGAGCCCCAAUAUCAGGUGGUGUGCAAAGUGCAACCUCAGCUCAUGGUCUACACAAACCUGCAAUUGCAGUCCGCAAUCUAAUGGAGCAGGCCAGAUUUGCUCAUUUGUGCACGUUGAUGUCUCGAAUGCAUCACAGAAGAGAAGGUUACCCCUUUGGUUCACUUGUAGACUUUGUCGCCGACCCUAUGGGACAUCCGGUGCUUUUAUUAUCACCAUUAGCUAUACAUACCCGAAACUUGAUAGGUGACCCGAGGUGUACAUUAGUUGUCCAGGUUCCUGGAUGGACUAGCUUGUCAAAUGCUAGAGUAACAAUAUUUGGUGACAUUCAUCCUCUCCCAGAAGAUCAACAGGAGUGGGCUCAUAAGCAAUUCAUAAAGAAGCAUCAACAAGGCCCUUCACAACAGUGGGCAAACUUUUAUUACUUUAGGAUGAAUAAUAUAAGUGACAUAUACUUUAUAGGAGGGUUUGGAACUGUUGCUUGGGUUGAUGCCAAGGAAUAUGAGACUGUUGAGCCAGACAAAAUUAUUGUUCAUGUGGCUGAAAAAUACCUCAAGGAAUUGAAUGCAGUGUUCUCGAAGCCCCUAAGAGAGCUAUUGUCCCAAGAAGCUGAGGUCGACGAUGUGGCUCUCAUAUCAAUAGAUAGUAAGGGCACUGAUAUCCGCGUCCGUCAAGGAGCUCAGUUCAACAUACAGAGGAUGUCAUUUGAAGCAGAGCAAUCAUUUGAAACACUUGAAGAAGCCAAAGAAGCUCUCUGGAAAUUGAUUGGUAAGGGCAAACAUUAUCAAUUUCAGAAAUGAGUAUCUGCAAAGGGAGAUUUGUAGCAUUAGAAACUCAAGUAUUUAUCUGAAAAAAAGAGACACAUUUGACCUCUGCACUCUAUUAGACAGACAUACACACUUGACUCACCCCCACAUUUUUUUUUGUUAGUGUCUCACUGUCUCCAGUUCUUGUCUAAAACAAUAAUAGAGUUGUCAUAAAACAUUAGUCCUUCCGUCUUAGAGGAAUUUGUCGCCUUUAAUGUAAUAAUAUACACCAAAGGUCGACAAAUUCUAGCAAGGCGGAAGGAGUCGAAUAUAAUGGCUGUAACGUUUUUGUAUUUAGUACUUAUUGUUGUUGAUG
Molecule: messenger RNA, 1683 nt
Organism: Cuscuta campestris
Lineage: Eukaryota; Viridiplantae; Streptophyta; Magnoliopsida; Solanales; Convolvulaceae
Source: the annotation of a GenBank genome assembly